Messenger RNA from Gadus macrocephalus (Pacific cod), 7360 nucleotides. RefSeq lists its product as uncharacterized. Bases 740 to 6397 code for a protein of 1885 amino acids. Gene Ontology annotation, cellular component: cell projection; cell junction; plasma membrane. The transcript is spliced from 23 exons. Gene Ontology annotation, biological process: muscle cell development; actin cytoskeleton organization. Lineage: Eukaryota; Metazoa; Chordata; Actinopteri; Gadiformes; Gadidae. Gene Ontology annotation, molecular function: phospholipid binding; actin filament binding. The record is from RefSeq and is a predicted model, not a curated record.
GUAAACAAAAUGCAGAUAAAAAACUCCUGAUCAAAAACAGGCACAGUAAAAGUAAUAUUUACUGAAGAUGUUUCUUAGAAAGUAUUACAAUUCACUCAUUAUAGUCUACAACAGUGGAGAAACAUCUCAAGUUUGUUUUGAAGCAUAAUGGAAGUCUGAGCGUCCUCAUAUUGGAGCAGGAAUGCAUGAGGUGUGGUUUUACAAGGGUUUUAACUCGGCUCUGGGCAGCUGUUAAUGUCCAGUCACCGGCCGCCCAGAACAGCUCAUGUCAGAACACUGCUAGGCUAGCCACGCUAACUCUUCUCAUUUUGAUGGUCGUCCUGCAUAAUGUGACGCGUUCAUUUGUCCAGUCAAGGUGUACUUGGUUAAUUGUAAAUUAUCAAAUUAUAAAACAAUCAGCAGUGCUAAAUAUAUAUAUUAUGUCGCUUUGUGUUGACUGAAGAAUCUGGUUAAAAUAACCAGAUACUUCAAACAAAGGGUUUUGUUGUUUUAAUUUAAUUGUUAUGUUGCUGUAUUAUAAUUUUUGUCCAAGUUCCUUUUCCUUAUAUAUUAUGUUCCCUAUCCAUUAAAAUAGGCAAUAGGGGGUAAAAGACUAUUAAAACGUUAUCCUAUUCCUCAUCAGACCACCAGCGACAGCCGAAGCAGCAAGAGAACUCCCAGCAGCCCCGGCGGCGAGCCACGGCCCACAAGCCACGCCCCCUCUGCCCCGGGAGACGCCUCCGCCUGGCAGGAUGAUGUCAUGCUCAGACGUCGCUCCGCGGGCGAAAGGAAACCGCAAGUGGUGGAGCAGGAGGCCCCGCCCCCCCUCCGGGCCCACCCACAGCUUCAGGUCCAGCUCCAGAAGUUCACCGUGUCUGCCGACAAGACCCUGUCGUGGCUGAAGGAGAAUGUGGGCCUGGCCACACAGGUGUGCUCUGUGGUCGCUCAGGACGGGCUGGAGGCGGCCAGGCGCUGUCAGGAAGCUCUGGAAAAAGAGAUCCUGUCCAAUGGAACCAGGAUAGAGGUGGUCAAGAGGGAGGGGCGGGGCUUGAUCCGGGCCCAGCACCCCGGCAGCGAGAAGAUUGAGACCUUCCUCGGCCAACUGGAGUUCCUGUGGGAGGAGCUGAGGAGGAGGCACCAGAGGAACGCCGGCUUCCUGCAGGCCUCGGAGGAGCUUGGGUUCCGGGUGCUGAAGGCUCUGCAGGGGCUGAGCGGUCUGGAGGCGUGGCUGGAGGCGGUGGAUUUGACCCUGAGCCACGAGGCCUCCGUGGCCGGGGACCCCCACAGCAUGAGCGUGGCCGAGCGGGAAAGCCGUCUGCUGGAGAGGGAGGUGUCGGCGCGCGGGCUGGAGCUGGACGCGCUCCGCCUGGAGGUGGAGAGGCUGGGGGAGGGCCAGGGUCCCGACCAAGACCACGACCACGACCACGCCCGCGCCCGCGCCCAUGACCUUGACCACGCCCACGACCGCGCCCAUGGGGAGCUGCCGGGACGACUGGCGGCGGUGGAGAGGAAGUACCAACGGGUCCAGAGCGCCCUGACCCAGCAGAGCUCGGAGCUGCAGGACACACGCAUGCUGACCGAGUUCCUGGAGCGUGUGGAGCUGGAGGAGAGCCAGGACCCCAGCCAGUACCGCCUGGCCCAGCCUCUCCACAGUGACAUCACCUCGGACCCCUCUCCGCUGGCCCUCCCAGGCGGCGGGCUGGGCGAGCCCCUGAUAGAGAGCCUGGGCGACCCCGUAGGAGAGCUGCGGGAGGCGGUGGAGAUGCUGAACGACACGGUGAGGCAGCGAGGCCGCACGCAGAGCCACGACCAGGCCGUCCGCUCGCUGCUCAGCAAGCACGCCAGGGUGGCGGUGCGUGUGGAGGAGUGCCUGUGCUGCAGCAAGGAGCUCAACAUGGACGUCCUGGAGAGGGAGACCGACUUGGCCGUCCGGUGUGAACCGGAGAGCUGUGGUCUGGAGGAACUGGAGGAGCAGCAGGACCAGCUGGAGAUCGACUAUGAGGUCAUCCGAGAGGAGGUGGAGGACAUGGGGAGCGAGGCCUCGCGGCUGGAGCAGCUGUGUCCGGAGAGGCUGCAGGUCCCGGGGGGGAGCCGGAUCCAGAACACCCUGCAGGCCUGGAAGGAGCUGGAGAGCAGCAUGGCGGAGAACCGCUCACGACUGCAGGAGUUUAUCCAACUCAAGUACUUCUUCAGGAGCUACCUCGCCAUGAUCUCGUGGACCGAGGACACCCGGGCCUGCAUCUUCUCCGACAGCGCGCUGAGCCUGGGGAGGGACGGGCAGGAGCCGAUCGCCACGGAGCUGGACCGGCAGAUCGAGCAGAAGUUCCAGGAGUUUGACGAGCUGGCGUCCACGGGCGUCAACCUUCUCCGCCGGGAGCACCACCUCACCGAGAUGGUGAAGGAGCGUAUGGAGGAACUGAGGAGCAUGCUGGGGUGGAUCUCGGUCCACUGGAGGGCCCAGAAACAGCAGUGGCUGGACAGGCUGAAGAGAGAGGAGGGCUCCCAGGACAACAUCUACUGUGAGGCCGCAAUGGGCUCCCCACUCACUGAGAGUUCCACUCCAAGACCAGAGGUCUACCAGUGCCUCCGGCCCCUCGGAGCCAGCCCCCGCGAGGACACCCAGACGCCGCGGUCUGACAGCCAACCCGCCUCCCCGGGCAGCAGGCCGGCCCAGCGCCCGGACCCGGGCCAGGAGGACGACUAUGAGGUCAUGACCCGUGUCGGGGGAAGGCCGGGAGGCGAGGCGGCCAAGCCCACCGUCAUGGUCCUCAAGGAGCCCGGCGGGGCUGCCCUGGGGGGCACCGUCAACCUCCUGCUCAGCCUCCGCAGCACGGGGGACAGCCAGGUCCAGGUGCUGGAGCCCCCUGCUGGAGUGGAGGAGGAGUUGCAGGUGGGGGGCUCAGAACCCGUUCACAGGCCUGCUGAGUCCCCCGCCUGUAAAAGCUUUUGGCGACGCUGCCAGGGGCUUUUGGAAAAUACUUUUGGUAGUUUAAAACGAAAGAGAAAGAUAUAUCGGCAGAGUGCGGACGAGGUGAGCACCUACCUGCACGUGAAGGACAGCGGCAUCGCCCUGACGCCCGUCUACGAGAGCAUCACCCUGCCCCGCCUCAAGACCUACGCCUCCAGCCAGGUGGCCACGCCCUCCUGCUCCACCGCCGCCCCCUACUCCUCCUCCUCCACCUCCUCCACCUCCUCCUCGACGUCCUCCUCCUCGCCGCUCGCCACGCUGGCGCCCGGCGUGUUCUUCCACCCGACGGCCCGCGGCGGCGCCUCCAUGUUCAGCAGCCUGAAGAGGAUGGGCCAGAAGAGGAAGAGGAAGAGGGACGCCCGCCGCCACACCAUCCAGAGGAUCAUGGGGGUGGACGAGCGGGCGGGGGCGGCGCCCCGCUACGGCCGCGAGGGCGUGGCCUACGACACGCACACCUGGCCGCUCAAGGAGGGCCGGAGGAGGAAGCAGAGCGCGGCGAAGAGCCCCGUGAGAGUGGGAGGAAGAGGAAGAGGAGGCGACGGAGGGGGAGAGGAAGACACGGCGUACAUGAAGAACCCCCUGCUGAUGGACAUCGACAGCGAGUGCUCGGGGGAGUACAGCAUCACGCCGUACGCCGUGUGCGGCGGGCCUCAGGUGAGGAGCCACUGCCGCUUCCUCUCCCUGGGCUCCGUGCUGAGCUUCGAGCUGCCCAAGGACAUGAGCGUCAUCCCCAGCAUCCAGGACAUCAUCACCAUCGCUCCGCCCGAGUGCAAGAAGGCGGCCGGGGCCGACCCGGAGCAGCAGCGGCCCCGGUCGUUGAGCUCCUUCAAACACACCCCGCCCACCCCCCACAGCCUCAGAGUGUAUCCCGGGUAUCCCGAAGUCGUCGUCAAGGACACGCCCGACGCGGGGGAGGCCACCCCUCGCCACCCGCACCCCCAUCAACCCCAUCCCCCGUUCCCGGGAGAGGUGGCGGAUCAGACCGUGCCGUGCACUGACCUCCGCGGGACCUCCGGGCCGGGUCUGCAGGAGGACCCGGAGACGGAGUGGGACAAGAUGUCCCAGCUCCAGGUCAGCUCCUCCGCAGACGCAGACGAAGACUACGUCGUCAUGGAGGGGAGCGGGCGUCUCAGGCAGCUCUCGGCGGACGGCGGCCCGCGCGGGGACCCCGCCCGGGGGGACGGCGCCUCGAAUGUGAACGCCGUCCUGGUCGCCGCCGCCGCCGCUGCCGCCGCUCCGUCGGCGAUGCGCGGCCGCCACGAGUGCCUCAGCGUGCACACGCUGAUCCAGGACCUGGACAAGCACCAGUACCACAGGGCCGCCGGGCUCCAGGGGGAGGAGAGGCCGCCGGCUCAGGUCCAGAGCCAGGCCUCCCACAUGGUGGUCAACCUCAAGGCGGCGGUGGGCGUGGGCGGCCUCAACGACUCCCUGGACUCGGGGGUCUCCAGCACGGGCAGCGCCAGGCUGUGCGCGGAGGCCCCGUGCCCGGACGUCGUCCCCCGGCCCCGGGCGGUGGUGAGGAGGCUGGUGUCUCUGGAGCUGGAGGGGCUGGACUGCAAGCUCGCCAGGGUGACCAGUGGUCAGGCGCCCGUCGAGCCGCCGCCGCCGCCGCCGCCGCCGCGCUCCCCCCCCGCUCCGAACGAGGCCGGGGGAGAGCUCGAGGCUGGGGUCGAGGGCGAGGGCCAACCGUUCCGCACGGACCACCGGCAGUUCGAGGAGGAAGAGGAGGAGCUGGAGGACAUCUGGAACCGCACCAGGAGCUACCGGCAGAGUAUCUGCUCCGACAUCAUGUACCAGCCCCACCAGGAGGAGGAAGAGGCCCCCGCGGCCCCCUGCCGCCAGGGGGAACCCCCCCUGGACACGCCCCUGUCGCCCGCCGCCAAGCCCCAGGCCGUCCUCUACAGGAAGCUGGUCACGGCGUCGGCCCCCAACCUCCUGGUGGCCGAGUUCAAGCUGCCCCCGUCCAUCCAGUCCCUGCUGGGGUACGACAGGGAGAAGCCCGCAGGAGAGCGGCUCCCCCUGGUGGCCAAAGGAGAGAGGAGGUCCUGGGCCUGCGAGUCUUCUUCUGCUGUGGUGAACGAGGUGGUGAAGCGUACCGAUGUGGUGGACACUCAGAGAUACGUUUAUCGCUAUGGAGACGAAGAGGAGGAGGUAGAGGUGGAGGAGGAUGCAGAGGUGGCGAAGAAAGGGGAGGAGGAGGAACAGGUGAAGGAGGACACAGCUUGUUUACAGGAGCAGUCCGUGAGCUUACUGUCGGUUCUCAGGAACCCAGAGGGGGCCUCUCGUAUCGGAACCACCCUAAAAAGCUCCGGCGAGAUGGAGAAUCAGGAUCCCAGGAUGGCCACCGGAGGGCGCUGCAGGACAACGAGUGGGAAGGCAGAGCUGCAGUCCAUGGAGGGAACUCUGGAGAGGAAGCAUAAACUCCAGCUAGGGGGGAAGAAAGCGGCGUCCAGAGGCUGGAACUCCCACCACGCCGUCCUGUACAGACACAGCCUGUGCUUCUACCAGGACAGGAAGGAUACGCUGAGGAGUUCCGUGUGCGGGCUGCCACUCAACCUGGUGGGAGCGGAGUGUGAGCCAGUGCCGGAGUACACCAAGAAACCCAACGUCCUCUGUCUGCGGCUGCGCGACGGCUCUGAGUACUUACUGAACGCCUCGUCGCGCUUCAUGAUGAGGAAAUGGAUGCUGAAGAUACAAGCAAACACUGGACCCACUAGCCCCGCCCCCUCAGUGUCGCCCGGCCCUGUCAAUCAAGACCUCCCUGUUUCCUCGAGCCGCUCGCUGUGCCCUGGCUGCCAGGGUACGGACCGAUGCCACUGCUCCUCCCGGCCGGACCUCAUCUCCACCUUCCCCCGGCGCGAGGACCGGUCGCCCCCCCAGGCCAAAGAGAUCGUGGUGCUGACCCGGGAGUACAGCCCCAUGACCCAGGGCGGUCAGAGCACGGAGCAGUCGAGGGCGGUGGCCCCUGCUGAGGCAGAACCCCGUGGCGAUGAUGAUGAUGAUGAUGAUGAUGAUGAUGCUGUGGCCGGCCUGAGGAGUCUUUCUGGGGGCUCUCCAGGGAACAGCCCGCCUUCGUCCUCCCCCCACAGCCCGGGGGCCGCUGAGAAAGGCUGGCUCCAGAACAAAUGCCGCUCCCACUCCUUCACCUCAGCCACUUAUCAGAAGAUCCGUCCGGUGAGGAAGCUUACCCCCGCGGUGGGGGGGGGCGGGGAGCUGGGCUCCAGCUACUCUGUGACUCUGGUGAUAGGCGACCGGUCUUCCGGGGACCAGGGGGGGCCUCCCGCCAGCGGGGGCCCCGAACCCCCCGUGCUGCUGGGCACGGCGGGGUGGACGCACCGGGCCCCCCCCGGGGAGGACGGCGCCCCCUGGAGCUACGCCAGCCUGCCGCGACCGGCGCGCAACAAGUCUGUGUUCAAGAAGAUCUUUGGGAAGAAGGAGGGACAUGUGUGAAGGGGCUCCGGCCGUCACAGCGGCGCCCCCUAGUGGAUUUCUUUAUAUGGGUUUUAUAUUGAUGUUUUUUAAUGUGCAGGGCACAUGUUUGUUUAAGAAGUAACCGGCCUGAGUCGAGUAGUUGCAGAUUAUAUUUAUGUUCAAGAGGGUGGACAAGAGUUGUGUGUUGUUUAAAUCAAGCUUUGUGAAAUCACUUUCGUAAUUUUUGUAUUAUUUUGUGUUCCAAAGUGAAGUCUUACAUUUCUGUUCUAAAUGAAAUAAUGUCCAAUUACAAUUAACUUAAUCAAGGGACCCUUAGACCAUAAUUGUUGAGCUAAUCAACAAUCUCCACAUCCACUUCAGACAAUAGACCAAAAGGAACCAACCAAUCAAGUUGCUUUAAUUUAAUAUACCGGUAUGUUUGAUUUGCCUCUUCUUGGUAACAUAUUGUUUGUAUUGGAAGAUUUUCUUUGAUGCCAAUAUCCUGUUUUAGAUUAAUAGAUAUGCGACACCAUGAUGGGUUAAGUGCAUCCCACUUAAAAGUUUCCUCUUUGGAUUGUGAAUGGAAGAGUUUUGUGUGAGAGAAUAGCUGAAUGACAACAUUUCCCCGGACCCAUCUGUGGUUGUCUGUUGUAUUCCGAAAUGGCUGCAGGCUACUGCUGUGUUUUGGUGUAAACAGUGGCGUACAAACAUAGAAAAGAUACCGCUUGGGUUAAAAGCAGCGUGUAAUAUAAAAGCUGAUCCCUUUUCUGAUGUUUAUCUUAGUUCUUGUUUUUUUUUUUUUUACAUAUACUGAAUGUAUACCACUCAUACUACUUGUGUUGCUGCAGCCUGAUUCACAACCCAAAGUAGUCCAAUAGGACUCUGAUGGGCUUUGCUUCACUACACCGUCGGUUCCAGCAGUUUGAUACUGCGUGUGCUUGUCUAGGGACGAACGCCUCAUUCACAAUGUCAUUUAUAAUAAAACAUUUUUAAACCAAACAA